This is a messenger RNA of Peromyscus californicus insignis, 336 nucleotides long. RefSeq names its product 60S ribosomal protein L28-like. NCBI's taxonomy places the organism in Eukaryota, Metazoa, Chordata, Mammalia, Rodentia, Cricetidae. The transcript has a single exon. Gene Ontology annotation, cellular component: ribosome; cytosolic large ribosomal subunit. The record is from RefSeq and is a predicted model, not a curated record. Gene Ontology annotation, biological process: translation. Gene Ontology annotation, molecular function: structural constituent of ribosome. Bases 1 to 336 code for a protein of 111 amino acids.
AUGUCUGUGUACCUGCAGAGGAUGGUUGUUCGGAACUGCUUCAGAUUCCUGAUCAAGACGAAUAAGCAGCCAUACAUCACAUAUCCCAAUAAUCUAAAGGCCUUCAACUCCUUCUACUACAACCGGCUGAUUCACCUUAAAACUGUGGGGAUGGAGCCUGUGGCCAACCGCAAAGGGGUAAUGCUGGUCAUGAAACACAGAUCCAGUCAGCAAAAACCACCUACUUCUGUGAUGAUCACGGGCACUCUCAGCAGCAUCAGGCACAUGAUCAGCAAGAGCAAGUACUUUCUUGAUCUGUGCAUGGUGACCAUCCAUGAGGCCAGUGUCAUCCUGUGA